Molecule: messenger RNA, 1791 nt
Organism: Talaromyces stipitatus ATCC 10500
Lineage: Eukaryota; Fungi; Ascomycota; Eurotiomycetes; Eurotiales; Trichocomaceae
Product: DUF1716 domain protein
Exons: 9
Coding region: 1-1791 (596 amino acids)
Cellular component (GO): spliceosomal complex
Molecular function (GO): protein binding
Source: RefSeq, a predicted model, not a curated record
AUGGCAGGCAUUGACGAUAUGUUCAAGUGUCUGAUGGUAUUGUCACAGAAACCUGUAGUUGUGCAAGGCAGCGGCAAGCGUAAGCUCGAGCAACCGAACCAUGAUCCCAACGCAUUCUAUAAAGCGGCAAAAUUAGAUGCAAAUGGCGACGUCAAGGGCAAAGGAAAGGCAGCCGCUGUCGACGAUGAACCGGAAGACGAGAGCGAGUUUGCGGGACCCGAACUUCCUCCCGAUUUCGAGGAAGAUGUUCCUGAUGACGAGGAGGGACGAUUUUUUGGUGGAGGUAUGGCAAAAGAGACGGCUCAGGCUAUGGACUACUUGGACCGACAAGAUCAGGAUAGAGAAGCAGCUGUAGAGAAAAUCGACAUUGCAUGGGUAAGGCGCUUAGCUUUGAACUUCGAAAAGCGCAUAUCGAAGAACGCAGAGCUACGAGCGAAGUUCGAGAAUGAUCCGCAAAAAUUCAUGGUCUCAGAGGCCGACCUCGACGCUGAUAUAAAGGCACUUUCCGUGCUAUCAGAUCACCCCGAAUUAUACGAGGAAUUUGCAAAACUAGGAUGUGUCUCUUCCUUAGUUUCUCUCCUUUCACAUGAAAAUACAGACAUUGCGAUUGACGCGAUCCAAACUAUAUCAGAAUUGACGGAUGAGGAUGUGCAAGCCGAACAAAAUCAGUGGGACAGUUUGGUCAAUGCAAUACUCGAUGCCGAUGUAAUUGAGCUGCUGGCUCAGAAUCUUUCACGUUUAGACGAAUCGCAGGACGCGGACCGAAGUGGUGUCUAUUACGUGCUAAAUGUACUCGAGAAUUUGGCCUCGCAGUCCUCAGUAGCUGAGAAAAUUGGACAGGACGCCAACGUUAUACCAUGGCUACUGUCGCGCAUUCAACAGAAAGAGACACCCGUGGGACAAAACAAACAGUAUUCUGCUGAAAUCCUUGCUAUUAUUCUACAGUCGUCUCCCAAAAACAGAAUUAAGUUUGCCUCGCUCAAUGGAGUGGACAUCCUGUUACAGUUAUUGAGUUCAUACCGUAAACGGGACCCGGAGAAGGACUCUGACGAAGAAGAAUAUGUGGAGAAUCUGUUCGAUUGUCUUACGUGUGUGGUCGAUGAUGAAGAAGGCAAGGCAAAAUUCUUAGAGGCUGAAGGUGUUGAGCUUGCUCAUAUCAUGCUUCGAGAAGGGAAGCUUAGCAAACAGAGAGCAUUGCGGACACUGGAUCAUGCACUCUCGGGACAGACAGGAGCAGCGGCAUGUGAUCGGUUGGUUGAGGUCGCUGGCCUCAGGACGGUAUUUGGUAUGUUCAUGAAAAAGCAAGAAAAUGAAGCCAUCGAGCACUUGCUGGGUAUAUUUGCGUCUCUGCUCCGGCAUUUACCUGGUGGUUCUGCUCCCCGUAUACGUACACUAGCCAAGUUCAUGGAGAAGGAUUAUGAGAAGAUCGAGAAAUUAAUCAAGUUGAGGAGAGAAUACGCCUCCCGGCUGAAACCUGUCGAGUCUGGUAUCGAGCAGGAACGUCAAGGUCUGGACGAGUCAGACCAAGAAAUCAUGGCAGGAGAAUGGCUUUCACGCCGGCUGGAUGCCGGUCUUUUUGCGCUCCAAACUAUUGAUGUUAUUCUUGCUUGGCUCAUUGCUGAAGAUGAUGGCGCGAAGACUAAAAUAUCGAUAUUGCUAAGUGGCCGAGACGAGAACAUCUCAUUAAUACGGAAGACACUUGAAGAUCAGGUGAAAGAUCUCGGAGAUGAAGACGAGGGAGAGAAAGACCUGAAGGAUAUGUUAAGCACGUUACUGCACUUUGUACAAUAA